This is a messenger RNA of Didymodactylos carnosus, 2280 nucleotides long. NCBI's taxonomy places the organism in Eukaryota, Metazoa, Rotifera, Eurotatoria, Philodinida, Philodinidae. The record is from the annotation of a GenBank genome assembly.
AUGCAUGUGAAUCAUGCCCGAUUUUUAGUUAAUGGAAACUGCGGUUAUGUUUUAAUGCCGUUAUACAUUCGGACAUUAAGAGAAAAUAUAAUCGAUGUAUCAACAUCAAGUAUGAUAAUAAAACUUAAAGUCCGCCCACUUUAUACACGACUUAAAGCCUGGAAGAUUCUUGCUUUUCGUCACAUUCGAACAAUAUCAGCAAAAAGUAUAACCAAAGCACGUGUUUUUAUGCAAUUAAUUAGCACUCUAUUGAAUGGAACAUCCACUACAUAUUCAAGUAUCAUAAAGGGUCCAUGCGGAAUAUGGAAAGCUUGUCAUAAUGGACGUGAUUUACAACCGUUGACAUUUCAGUUUGUAUCGUCAAAUAGCGAUUUAGACUUAAUUUCUUUUGAAGUUUUAACAGAAGAUCAAGAAUUUUGUGGACAAUCUAUGAUACCAUUAUCGUGUUUGCGAUCAGGUAUUCGAUCAAUUCAACUUUAUGAUAAAUAUAAUGAACGAAUUGAAAUGAGCAGUAUACUUGUUGAAAUAAACUUUAACAAAUUAUAUAAAAUGGUUAAACAGGAUGGUGGAGAUGAUGAAAUUUAUCCGACAAAACAACAAUUAAAAUUAUUACAAGAAUCUCAUUCAUCAUCGUCACGUUCGUCAUCUAUCUGUUCAUCAUCAACUGGUUUAUCACCAACAACAUCAAUAAAGUUUCACCCUAAUCCUAUUUUAUCUGAAACAACAAUUGAACAGCAACAACAGUCGUUAACAACAUUGCCAUCAUCGAGCAUCAUUAUUGAUCCGGAUUUAGCUCAACAUAUUGAAUAUGAAUUAGGCCUUACAAAGAAAAAUGGCAAUGGUAGUGGUGGGACGAGAAAAAAUGCAUGGGGCAAUUUGUCCUAUGCUGAGUUAAUAACAAAAGCAAUUAACAGUAGUCAAGAUCAACGACUAACAUUGUCUGAAAUAUAUGAUUGGAUGAUUAAAUAUGUACCAUUUUUUAGAAAUAAAGUGGAUCGGAACAGUAGUGCAGGGUGGAAGAAUUCGAUUCGUCAUAAUUUAUCGUUACAUAAUCGCUUCAAACGUGUACAAAGUGAGGGUACUGGAAAAAGUUCUUGGUGGAUAAUUAAUCCGGAUGAAAAAAAUUCAAAUUCUACAUCAGUUACAAAACAAACACGACGACGUUUACAACAACAACAUUCAUCACCAACGACUAAUAAUUCUAAUAAUAAAAUGUCUCGUACAACAGUUCAACCUCGACGUACUCGUCAUGCACGUACAACGAAAAUGAUGAAUGAUAGUAAGUCAAAUUCUGUAAAUACGACUACAAGUAUCGAACGAACUUCUUCGACAUACGAUAAUUCUAAUACUCAUUCGUCAUUAUCAUUACCAUUACCAUCGUUACAAAACGGUAGCGGACAUUUAUUGCCGCCGUAUGAUACGUCAAAUUACGAUCAACAAUGGCCACAAUCACAUACCGACGCACUUGAUACAACAAGUCUUUACGAUCAUUCUAAUACAACAGAUUUAUAUCAUCCGUACGACGCAUUUGACGACGGAACACGAUAUCACAAUGAGGCACAUUAUCAACAACAACAGCCGUCGUACAAUCAAUCACCGUUUUGUCCGUCGAUGUAUCAUCCAAACUAUCAUCAACAUCACCAUCAAACUGCCUAUUAUCAACAAGAACAAACACCUUUAACAGUCUCAGUUGAUAAUUAUACACCAUCUUACAAUUUACAAUCAAAUGAGACGACAGACGAUCAACACAAUAAUUAUUUGUCAAGAGCACAUUCAUCGUCAUCUCAUUCAUCGUCAUCACUAUCACCACCACAACUGAAUAACACUCUUAACUCUACUGUUUAUCCCACAACAGUCGCCACAUCAUCAUCUUCUUCACGUACACACAGCUUAAGUAGAAAGUCAUCUUUAAACAGUUUAAUUCAACCACCACAACAUUAUGAAAACUAUUUACCUAAUCAUGUUUAUCAUAAACCCGGUUAUCAUCAGUCUAAUACGGAUGGUGGUGGUUUAAUUUUCAAUGGUCAUCAUCACCAUCAUCACGACAUUGAAACAUUGCUACAUCUAAAUUCCGUAGACGAUGAUAAUUUAUCACCAAAUACAGUGACUAUUAACGAGCGGUUUUAUACCGGUGGACAACAACAACCUCAACAACAAUCAAAUUCAAUAUUACGUACAGUUUUAAAACGCACGCAUCCAUUUGUAGUUUUUCAACUUGUGAAUGAUUUGAAAGGCGGCUGGUAUCGAAAAGAAAAGUGUCAGACGUUGUUAAUGAGCUAA